Molecule: messenger RNA, 2056 nt
Organism: Cyprinodon variegatus (sheepshead minnow)
Lineage: Eukaryota; Metazoa; Chordata; Actinopteri; Cyprinodontiformes; Cyprinodontidae
Product: beta-galactosidase-1-like protein 2
Exons: 19
Coding region: 28-1950 (640 amino acids)
Biological process (GO): carbohydrate metabolic process
Cellular component (GO): vacuole
Molecular function (GO): beta-galactosidase activity
Source: RefSeq, a predicted model, not a curated record
AGAGCAACAGGUCUAACAGUGAAAGCCAUGGCGGUAUUCCGGAUGAGGAAUCUGCACAAACGGAAAUACACGCUCUUUUGCCUGGUUAUUGGUUGCUUCAUCAUCUAUAAGUGUCUAGGCUUCUUUUCCAGCACGCCACAAACCGGCUGGAAGAGGAGCAGAAAGGUGGGCCUGAGGGCCAAUUCUUCACAGUUCACCCUGGAGCGAGAACCCUUCCGCAUCCUUGGGGGAUCUGUUCACUAUUUCCGUGUGCCAAGGGCGUACUGGAGGGACCGGCUGAUGAAGAUGAAAGCCUGUGGGAUCAACACCCUCACCACAUAUGUUCCAUGGAGUCUUCACCAGCCAGAGAAGGGGGUUUUCAACUUUCACACACAGCUGGAUUUAGAAUCGUACCUUUCUCUGGCAGCUGAGCUUGGGUUGUGGGUUAUUCUACGUCCUGGGCCAUACAUUUCUGCGGAUAUGGACCUGGGUGGACUGCCAAGCUGGCUCCUUAGAGAUGACAGCAUGAGACUAAGGACAACUCACCCAGGCUUCACUCAGGCUGUUAACACUUUCUUCGACAAACUUAUACCGAAAAUGGUUCCACUACAGUUCAAGAAAGGAGGUCCCAUCAUUGCAGUGCAGGUUGAAAAUGAAUAUGGAUCCUUUGCAAAGGAUCAAGGCUAUUUGUUAUUUAUUAAAGAGGCUUUACAGUCCAGAGGAAUCAGUGAGCUCCUGCUCACAUCAGAUAACAUCAACACAUUGAAAUCAGGGGGUGUUGAUGGAGUUAUCCGAUCAGUAAAGCUGCAGAAGCUGACUCAGAGAAACAUCCAGGAACUACACGGCAUCCAGCCCAGAGGUCCUUCCAUAGUGAUGGAAUACUGGACAGGCUGGUAUGAUACAUGGGGAGGCCUUCACCAUGUCCUGCCUCCAGAAGAUAUGGUGUCCAAUGUGAGGGAAAUUCUGAGAAGAGGUAUGUCUGUCAACCUGUACAUGUUCCAUGGAGGCUCCAGCUUUGGUUUCAUGAAUGGAGCAGUCUCUAACCCCUCCUACAGAGCGUUGGUCCCCAGCUAUGAUUAUGAUGCUCCCUUAUCUGAAGCUGGGGAAUACACCCCUAAAUUUCAUCUCCUAAGGGAUUUAUUUUCUCAAUACAACACAAGAGGAGACAGCCUUCCAGACAUGCCGACACUGAGAUACAGGGAGGCGUAUGAACCUGCCAUUAUGUACCAACAUCUGUCAUUAUGGGAUGCCUUAAGCUUUGCUGAGGGUCCCUUCAAGUCGACCAAGCCAAUAAACAUGGAAAAUCUGCCAGCAAACAAUGGCAAUGGCCAGUCAUAUGGCUACACACUGUAUGUGACCACCAUCACCAGUGGAGGGUCAUUACACUCGGGUGACAAUGUUCGAGACCGUGCCCUGGUGUUUGUAGACAGAAGAUAUAUUGGCGUUUUCAAUCAUCAGAACCUUGAGCUGGCUGUUCCGGAUGCUAAGGAAAAACGUACCUUGAGCUUCCUGGUGGAAAACUGUGGACGAGUUCACAGUGGAAGGGACCUUGACAAACAACACAAAGGUCUAGUAGGGGAAAUUUUAUUUAACCAUAUUCCCUUGCGUGACUUUACAAUAUACAGUCUGGAUAUGAAACCCAGCUUUAUUGACAGUCUUUAUCAGGCACCUUGGAAAAAUCUACCAGAAAAUCCUAGUUUUCCUGGAUUUUUCAUGGGGAGGCUGUUUGCAUAUGGCUAUCCGAGUGACACAUUUGUGAAGCUGCCAGGCUGGGAAAAAGGAGUUGUGUUUAUAAAUGGCCUAAAUCUCGGUCGCUACUGGUCAAUCGGUCCUCAGCAGGCUCUCUACCUCCCUGGACCCUUUCUCAACAGUGGAAUAAACCAGGUCAUUGUGUUUGAGGAGCAAGAGGGAGACUACAAGGUCCACUUUGAGGAUUCACCUGACCUGGGCAUGGCAGCAGAAAUCCAGUGACAACCAUCAAUAUGAGAAAUAAUCUUUUGUGCAAUUACUAUUUAUUAUUCUAUUUCUACUGAAUGUUUUUUUUUUUUACUGGGAUCCUAUAUAAAUAAAGAUUAAA